Messenger RNA from Striga hermonthica, 681 nucleotides. NCBI's taxonomy places the organism in Eukaryota, Viridiplantae, Streptophyta, Magnoliopsida, Lamiales, Orobanchaceae. The record is from the annotation of a GenBank genome assembly.
AUGGCAACAACCACUGAGCCCACGGCCUUGAAGAAAGAGGAAGAAGAAGAGGAUGACUCGAAGGCAUCUGCUGAGGACGAGGACACAGGGGCCCCGAUUGCCCCGAUCGUCAAACUCCAGGAGGUCUAUGUUGCUACCGGCGAAGAAAAUGAGGAUAUUAUACUUGAUUUGAAAGCGAAGUUGUAUAGAUUUGACAAAGAAGGUAGCCAAUGGAAGGAGAGGGGAGUCGGGACUGUAAAGUUAUUAAAGCACAAGAAGACCGGCAAAGUUAGGCUUGUUAUGAGGCAGAACAAGACUCUUAAGAUAUGUGCCAAUCAUCUCGUCCUACCCACAUUGACACUGCAAGAGCAUCAAGGUAAUGACAAGUCUUGUGUGUGGCAUGCUGCUGAUUUUGCUGAUGGGGAGCUAAAGCAGGAGACUUUCUGUAUCCGCUUUCCAUCAGUUGAAAAUUGCAAAUCAUUCAAAGAUAAGAUUGUAGAAAUUACGGAAUCUCAAGCAAAGGUCACUGGAGAUAGCGAAGAAGGUACCGCUGCUGCUAGUCUUAUUGAGAAGUUGAGUGUUGGAGGAAAUGACAAAGAAGAUAAAGAGUCGAAAGAUGCAUCUUCGGCUGCAGGAGAGAAAAAGGAGGAGGACAAAGAGAAAAAGGAGGGUGACAAAGAGAAACCUGAGGCCAAGGAGUAA